Tarenaya hassleriana is the source of this 481-nucleotide messenger RNA. RefSeq lists its product as uncharacterized. Gene Ontology annotation, biological process: regulation of DNA-templated transcription. The record is from RefSeq and is a predicted model, not a curated record. NCBI's taxonomy places the organism in Eukaryota, Viridiplantae, Streptophyta, Magnoliopsida, Brassicales, Cleomaceae. The transcript has a single exon. The coding region runs from base 115 to 351 and encodes 78 amino acids.
GACAAGUGGCUGAGCCACCAAACCCUCUACCUGGCUCCAAAGGCUCUUGUCCUCUAUAAGUAGGCACAACCAAUUCAUUCGAUCCUCUGCUCGUUCACUGUACUCGUAAAGGCAAUGGGGGAAUGGGGGUUGUACGGACGCGUGGCGAAGAAGAAGGAGAGGAGGAGGAAGAGGGAGAAGAGAAGGGGUCGUGGGUGGGUCCAUGUGAAGGUGAGGAAACUGCAAAUGCUGAUUCCGGGAGGGAGAGAGCUGAAGGCCGAUCUGCUCUUGUCGAAGACCGUCGAAUACAUCUUGCAGCUCAAGCUGAAGAUUCGCCUCCUCAAAUCUCUCUCUGAUGUCUAUUCCCUUUGAUCUCUAAUUACGUAAUUUUCAUUUCUUUUUAAAUGUUAUCCUAAGUUUUCGUAUUUCGACUACAAGUAUAUGUCCGUCUUUGUUUUGAUAUGAAUAACAUUUGAAUCAAGAAUUCCGGGUUGUUCUUAGA